Messenger RNA from Chiloscyllium plagiosum (whitespotted bambooshark), 5253 nucleotides. Its product is annotated as bone morphogenetic protein 10-like. NCBI's taxonomy places the organism in Eukaryota, Metazoa, Chordata, Chondrichthyes, Orectolobiformes, Hemiscylliidae. Gene Ontology annotation, cellular component: extracellular region. Gene Ontology annotation, molecular function: cytokine activity; growth factor activity. The record is from RefSeq and is a predicted model, not a curated record.
UCCUCCCACAGUCCAAAGAUGUGCAGGUUAGGUGAAUUGUCCACACUAAAUUAUCCAUAGUUUUCAGGAAUGUGUGUAUUAGUCAAGGUUAAAUGUAAAGUAAUAGGGUAGGGGAAUGGGUCUGGGUGGGUUACUCUUUGGAGUGUUGGUGGGGACUUGUUGGGCCAAAUGGACUGUUUCAACACAGUAGGAGUUCUAUGAGAUGUGGAAUUAACCCCAGAAUGAUUCAAAAUUUGAUAUCUUGCAUUGUUUUCAUUUCAUGUUUCUAUUGGUUAGUCUCACCAUUAUUUUGACAGCAUGUUAAUUGUCAUCAGCCUAUAGUAAUGAGCUUACAUUCAAAGAAAUCAGCAGAAAUCAUCAAGAAAGAAAUUCCAAAUAGCAAAAUGCUUGAAUUUGUUAUAAUUCCAGCUGACGUUACUGAUGGGUAAGUAAAAUCCCAGUUUGGAAUCAGCCCUGACAGAUUUUGUCAGAAACUUUUAACAAGGUAGUCUCCACUGAAGUAAAAAUACACAAUCCUGCAGAUUUGUUUUGCAAUAAAUAAAACAGAAAAUUAUUGUGCAGAAGAACUGAAAAUAAAAGAGAAUACCCCAAACUAUCCACGUAUUUGACAUCUUCAAUGGGAUUUCACAGAUCAAACUUAAUGCCAAUGAGGAAGAAAUCAGUUAAGAGGUCCAUUUAAUUUAUGUGGUAAGUCUGAAAAAUUGGAAUGAUCUAUUCGAACCUUUCAAAAAUAGACUGGUGAUUCAGGAGGAAGAAAGUCAGAAUAAGAAUAAAGUGAUGACAACUAUCAACAUGGGCUAUUUUAAACAAAGUGAACAACAUAUUAAAUCAUCUUACUGAGUUGUCAUUUUUUGAUUAGUAUGUUAGAGUAUGUAAGCAGACAUUCCAUUGAUUACAUUCAUAAAGCAUGCAUCUUUUCAAAAGUUACCACAUCAAAUAUGGUCACAUUCACAAGAUUUGAAGGACCAUGCACUUGAUACAUUCCAAAUGUAAUUAAGAAACCGUCUUAUCAACUAGGGGUUAUAGCGAAUAUUUUGCCUGUUUUAUGUUGGUAAAAGGGAUUUCAAGAUGACUAAAGCAUAAGGCAUGUCUGUCCCCAAGCUCUAGUUUAUAUCCAAACAGAACAUUCAUUGUAACAACAUAAAUGCAUCAGUUGUCAUUUCUUGGAAUUAAAUCUUAAUUAUAAUGACUUUUAGUGUACUUUGUUAAAUAAUUGAAAGUGUUGUGUUGGAAACUAUUUCAACUCAUACAAAAACAGUAAAUAUUUCAUUCUAUUAUUGCUCAAAGCAAUUGUUAUCUGUAAAAUAUUUGUCAUAGCCUUAUGUGCAAUUACAUCAGUGCUUCACAGCAUUCUGCAUUCUUGGCACAUGGAUUGAGUCUUCACAUACUUUACUUAUCUUCAGGAACACAAGUGUAACUCCUGGACAACACAUACCAUAACAAUGGAACUGAAAAGAUGAGAUCCAUCGCCAUAAAGCAGGCAAAACCGGAAAAUUCAAAUACAUUGCCUUUAAAUUCAACUUUAACACUGAAAUGUUCUGUUAUUGUGCUUUUUUCUACACAUAAGCUUGACAAAUGGCAAUAAAAUGUAUAAUCUAGAGCUGAGAUAUAUCAGUGAAUAGGUCCUGUUGGGAUUGACUGGGAUAGAGCAAAUAAAAGCAGGCAGAAAUGCUUUUGGCACCCUCUUAUUCACCUGCCUCACAUGCAGUUCUAUUGAAGUCAGUGGAGCUGAAUAUUACAGUCGGUACAUUACAGGCACCAGAUUUUGAUACCCCAUCUCCCCAUGUUCAUUUCAGUCCCUUGGGAUUGUUCUUUCCCCUGCUAUCAAUGAAAGAAUGCACUCAGUGAAGUGAAAUGAUUUGUAUCCACAUUACAUCAGCACACAGAUGAAUCUGAGCUUGACUGACAGCAGAAAAUAAAACCUCAAGUGUCCAUUUGACUGUUCCCGCUGCAUCUUAAAGCUUCUCGUUCCUAUACAUUUUCACCACCUCAGAAUUCUUCAGACACAGAAUGUGCCCAUAUCAAUUCCUCCAUCAUUUAUCUCAAUUGAUCAGCAAGUCUGUACACCAUGAUUGACUGACUAGUCCGAACGUUAAGUCACUGUGGAAAACAGAACUUUCCACUGCCCAUUAACAAAUUCAAUGAUAAACUGCAAGCCAGUUGUCAGUAUAUUCAAACCAAUGCUGGGAAAACAUCUUGACACAAAGCAGACUGAAUUUUGCUCGGGCCCUCAAAAGCUGUACUGGUUAACUGAUAAUUUGAAAAUAGGGUUAAGAGGGUAAUUAAAUCCUGAUUAACCUGGUUCCCCCUCACAUCCCCCGCACCCCCCCCCCCCCCCCCAAACCAUCGACCAAUUCAGCAACAUGCAACAAACAGAAGCCACUGAAAACUGGUUGACUUGACACUUGUUUGCUCAAGAGCUGUUUUUCAAAACACUGCGGAUGCAGAAGUAAUUUGGGCCAGAGAAGGCCGUGAUCUGUUGAAGGAAACGUCUUGUGAAGUUUGUUGAGAAUUGGCAGCGAUGUGGUGGAAAUAAUUAGGCAUUGACCCUGGAGUGCAGAACAUGGCUGCUUGCGGUCUACAGUGCUCUUGCCAUUAGCCCGAUGUGUUCGUCAACUGUUUACAGAGUCUUCAUUAACUAAGAGGGUUGCAAGAUAAGGGGAAUUCAAGCGGGGCAUCAAUGGAUAUGAUAAGACUGUGCAUCUCUGCAAGACUGUGCAAUGAUAUUGGUUGAAGCUGCGUGCAGUAGCUCAGAACAGUAGGCGCAAGCCAAGGGAAGACCAAUUUAUUACAGAACCCGCGUUUGUUUUCGCUGUUCCUUGAGAGGUCGAAAUCGAUUGAUCCAUUGGGGGGAGAAAAUAACCUUCUGGAUCUCAGGGGGAGCCCUCAAGGUCAGAAGCGAUGCCCUGUUCUACCUGGUUCGCCGUUCUGUCCUCUCUGAGUUUCUUCGUGCAAGUUGCAACGUGCAAACCGCUGACCGGUUGGAACCUGUCCCUGGAGGGAGAGGGGUCGCAGAAUUCCCACCGUGAAGGCGUCCUGGAUGAGGACGUGGGAUUUGACUUCAACGCCUUUCUGCAGAGCGUGAAGGACGAGCUCUUGCGGACCCUGAACCUGUCGGACAUCCCAACGCAGGAGCCGCUCAAAGUGGAGCCACCGCAGUUUAUGGUCGACCUGUACAACAAGUUUGCCACCGACAGGUCGUCGAUGCCCUCCUCCAACAUCGUCAGAAGCUUCAGGGACGAAGGUACCACAUCCACUCUCCCGGCUGGAGAGAGUGAGGGGAGAAGGCACGUCCUGGUGUUUAACAUCUCCAUCCCACGGCAUGAGGAGAUCACCAUGGCCGAGCUGAGGCUCCACACCUUUGUGGAGAGAGACAGGAGGCAGUACGGAGGGGAGGACAGGACGGUGACGGUCUACGAAGUGCUGCAGCAAACCCAGGACUCUCCCCCACUCUCUCUGCUUCUCACCAAGCGGCUGGGGGCCAAAGGCAGCGGCUGCGAGACGUUCGAGGUGACCGGUGCCGUCAAGCGCUGGAUCCGCUCAGGGGUCCCCAGCCACCGGCUGGAAGUUCAGAUUGACGGCGGCGGCGGUGCUGGGCAAGGAGAGACGCCGGAGGCAGUGGGUCCUCAGGCCCCUGGCAGUGCCAGCAGCCCCGGGGAUAUGCCGCUGCUGGUGGUAUUCUCGGAUGACCGGAGCCACGGCCGGAGGGAAGCAGGAGAUGAGCUGAAGGAGCUGAUUGGGAAGGAGAGGGAAGCGCUGGCGGUGGGUUCGGGCUCUGGAGACCAAACGGGGGAUUUGCUCCGAGCCCAGGCCGCCUUCCCUUCGGAUACAUCAUCCCGGACCCGCAGGAACGCGAAAGCGGAUUACUGCAAGCGUUCCCCGCUGCAUGUGGACUUCAGUGAAAUUGGAUGGGACUCUUGGAUCAUUGCACCUAAAAGCUAUGAAGCGUAUGAGUGUCGAGGGUUCUGCCAUUUCCCCCUAACCGACCAUGUCACCCCCACCAAACAUGCCAUCAUCCAGACCCUGGUCAACCGCUCCAACCCCAAGAAAGCGGUCCGAGCUUGCUGCGUGCCUACUAAACUAGACCCCAUCUCGGUUCUGUAUAAGGAUGACGCUGGGGUGAUCACUUAUAAAUACAAAUAUGAGGGAAUGGUUGUAGCUGAGUGUGGCUGCAGAUAGUGAGAGGGAGGCUGGGUCCCACACACACACACCCUUUGUAAAUCUGUACAUUUGCGAUGCAAAUUUAUAUAUAAUUGUUUUUAUUUAAAUGUGUACAGCCGACUAGUAAGGAGCGUUACACCUUCCAAAGAUUAUAUCUUAAAGCCUCUCUGUAAAUACAUUCUACAGUAUCCUCAAUGUGAGUGCAAUAAAGGGGGCAGGGUAUUCAACGUGCAAUUCGAAUGCACAGUAUGGACACAAUGGGCCGCACGGCCUCACACAAUUCUGUGCCGCGCUUCCUGCGUUCUGUUUUAACAUCACGGUGGAGAAAUAAAAAGAAACAAUUGCUGUGUGAGUAAUCAAUUGUCUAAGCGUGGUGUGAGCCCUAGGGGGCGGAAAGUAAAGAGUGAUGGUGGGUUUAUUUAUAAUCAUUGGCAAAUCAGGUGUCGAGUGAUGAGCAGGGCUAGUUCCCAAACGCAAGUCUUAUCCGACAACAUACCACGCUGCUUUCCUCCCUCUCGCUUCUUCACAGAGUCGUUCACAGAUAACAGCACAUACCUUCUAGCAGCUGCAGCGACCCGCCAGCAAUCACUUCCUGCAAAACAGUAAAUACUUUAUCAGAAAAGAAAGGACAUUGCAUAGAUAAUCUGGCUUCUUCCAGAACACUCUCGCCAUUAGCGAGGACAUAGCGAGAGGUCAGGACACGACAGAUCAACCAGAUGCUGUCCAAACUCAGCCUGUUUCUGGGAAUCGUACCUCGCCCUCACUACCUCGUGUUGCAAACUUCAAUAAUUUUUUUUUUAAAUUUGGGAGGGGGCAAACAAAACAGAAUUGCUUCUGAAGGGUGCCCUCGCGAAAGAGGUUGUGCAAGGAAAUGUAGAAACGAUGAGCUGCGGAUUGAUGGGGGAAACUGGGGGAAAUUUUUAAGUCAAACCCCCCCCCCCCCCCCUGUCAAACGUUUCGUCCGUUUUACGAAGGUGGCCAAGUAUCGAAAUCCGUUGCAAUUUGGCGCGAAUCUAGAAUCGUUCUCCUGAGGGGUUUAAAGACAAAUCUUUCCACUCAUAAAUACACAUCGAACCGGAGGCACUAACCGUU